Molecule: messenger RNA, 357 nt
Organism: Effrenium voratum
Lineage: Eukaryota; Dinophyceae; Suessiales; Symbiodiniaceae
Source: the annotation of a GenBank genome assembly
AUGGAAGAGUUGACGCUGCAGACGCUGCAGUCCUUGGUUGGGGUGGAGGGCUGUAGCUGGGCAGAGCUUCUCGAACGCGUGGAGUCGCUCGUUCGCCUCGCGGAGGGCCGCAAAAGCAAGGCGCCGGAGGACGAGGAGAGGGAAGUGGAGGAGCUGCAGGGGUUGCUGCUACAGGCCGAGAUGGACCUGGACGAAAAGGAGCAGCAGCUGGAGGAGCAGUCGGCUCGGGUCCGGGACCUCUCCGCGGUCCUGGCGAAGCAGCAGAACGCCUGGGCCUCAACCAGCGCGAUCACGGGGCGAUGGAUGCGAUCGAUUCGGUACGCCAGGGAAGCGGUGAGAGUAAGCCUGGUGAGUUAG